CUACUCCAUUACACUCGCCCCUUUCUGGACAACCACUGAACAAAACCACUCUCUCAAUUCUCAUCUUCUCCGGCGACCUCCCCGGCGGAAGAUGUAUUUUCCGAUUUCCCUCCCUUUCAGAUCCAGACUUGCUGUUUCCUUCUCCGAUCAUCGUCGUCAUGUUUUCCACGAAAAGUCUCUGAGAUAAAACCCCCUUUCUUUCUCUUAUUUCCCUUCUUUCCCUAUUCUGUAUACUUGCUUCUUGCUCCAGCAUUUUUCCGCAGGUAUCGUCUCUUCCGAUCUGUGUAUAUAUUUUUGCGGUGGUUUUUCCUUUGUCUUUUCGAUCGCUGCACGGAUAAUCUGAGUAUCGAGUCACUUAAUUGGAUUAGUGGUGGAAAGGCAACAUUGAUUCUGGAGCUGUCUUGUACUUCGUUUUUUAGUUUGAAGUUUUGGAGUUGGGAGAUUGUGAAUGUACAUGCAACUUUCUGGAGUUUAUUUCUCUGAUUUUUUCCUAUUGUGAGUCCGUGAAUUUCAAUGUCAGUCAUUGUUAGUCAUCAGUCUCUGUAAAUCGAGCUGCACAGUGCAGAGUUUCAGGAGGCGUAGGUAGAAAUUUUCGUCCGGAGCAAAUCUGUACUGUUCUAUUUUUGUCUUUUGUGUUCUGGAAAUCUCUUGAAGGAGACGAGAUUUUUCUCUGUUUCUUCUCGGUCAUGCCUUUCCCGAUGAAGAUCCAACCGAUCGAUAUCGAUGUUCGGACGGUGAGAGAGCAGGUUCGGACCGACACAGCCAAGCCUCUGUUCAAAUCGCGACUCAGGCGACUUUUCGAUCGGCCAUUUCCGAGCGUUCUGAGAAGUUCUACGGUAGAGAAACCGAUUGUAGGGGAACCGGCUCAGUUUAGCAGAGGAACUGAGUUCGAGCCAAGCUCGGUUUGCUUAGAUAAAAUGGUGCAAAAUUUUAUAGAGGAGAGCAACGAGAAGCAGCCGGUGGCCGUGAAGUAUGGCCGCAAUCGCUGCAAUUGCUUCAACGGCAACAGCAACGACAGUUCCGACGACGAAUUCGAUGUAUUUGGGGGUUUCGGUGAAUCGAUCACCUCCGGAUCAUCCGGUGGCGAUGCAUGUGAUAUACUCAAGAGUUUAAUUCCUUGCGCGAGCGUUACGGAGAGAAACCUUUUGGCAGACGCUUCGAAAAUUGUUGAGAAGCACAACAAAGUUCAUAAAAGGAAAGACGAUUUACGAAGAAUCGUAACUGAUGGCCUCUCAUCUCUCGGUUACAAUUCCUCCAUCUGCAAAUCCAAAUGGGAGAAAUCCCCCUCUUUCCCAGCUGGUGAAUACGAAUACAUGGAUGUGAUUGUGGACGGAGAACGAUUACUUAUAGACAUCGAUUUCAAGUCCGAAUUCGAGAUCGCCCGUUCGACUGGAACAUACAAGGCGAUUCUCCAGACACUGCCGUACGUCUUCGUCGGAAAAUCGGAUCGUCUCGGACAAAUUGUAUCCAUUGUAUCGGAAGCGGCCAGGCAGAGCUUGAAGAAGAAAGGAAUGCACUUCCCGCCGUGGAGGAAGGCAGAGUACAUGCUCGCGAAAUGGCUCUCUUCUCCGAUUAGAACCGCCGAUUUAGUCACCAACUCUCCUCCAGAGGCCGAACCCGAAGUAAUCUUACCUCAAAUCCACAACGACCCGCUUGUAACCGACACCGAUUGCGGUGAAUUCGAGUUAAUAUUCGGCGAGGAAUCCGCUCCGAGCGAAUCCUUCACCGCCGAUCCCAUAUCGCCGUCGUCGACGUCAAUCUCCAGCGAUAAAAAACCGCCGGCGGGAACUGCUUCCCCGUGGCAACCCCCUGCAGUCAAGCCAAAGAGCAUAGAUAAAGGAGCUAAGAUAGUCACCGGAUUAGCUUCCCUUCUCAAAGAGAAAUCUUGAGAAAAAAAAAAAAAAA
Cucurbita pepo subsp. pepo (vegetable marrow) is the source of this 1905-nucleotide messenger RNA. RefSeq lists its product as uncharacterized. The record is from RefSeq and is a predicted model, not a curated record. Lineage: Eukaryota; Viridiplantae; Streptophyta; Magnoliopsida; Cucurbitales; Cucurbitaceae.